UCGAGUGAAUACAGAGUGUAUUUCCUAGUGUCUGGUGAGGGGAUCAGUUGCAGAUAUGAAACUAAACAGGAUAGGCUUGCUCUUUGGGUUUUUAGGGUUUUUGUUUUUGGAUGGGCUGCUGGUUUGUACGGCCAAAAACGUCCACCACUACAACUUUACUCUGACGGAGACGAAUUUUACAAGGCUGUGUACGACAAAGAGCAUGUUCACUGUAAAUGGCCAAUGGCCUGGCCCGACCAUUCAUGUUCGCAAAGGCGAUACGGCAUUCGUAAAUGUUCACAACGACGGAAAUUAUGGGGUCACGAUUCACUGGCAUGGAGUGAAGCAGCCAAGGAAUCCAUGGUCAGAUGGUCCUGAGAAUAUCACACAGUGCCCUAUUCAACCAGGAAAAAACUUCACAUAUGAAGUUAUAUUUUCAGACGAAGAAGGAACUCUUUGGUGGCAUGCCCACAGCGAUUGGUCCCGGGCCACCAUCCACGGUGCCAUUGUCAUCCUACCUGAGGAAGGACUCUCUUAUCCAUUUGCCAAACCCUAUGCAGAACAAGUGCUUAUACUUGCGGAAUGGUACAAUGGAGAUGUCAAGGAAUUAAUUGAUAAUGCUACAACAACAGGAGCUGAUCCACAGAUAUCAGAUGCCUACGCUAUCAAUGGUCAGCCAGGAUUUCCAAAUAAUUGCUCUAAUGAAACAACAUAUCGUUUCCCAGUCGAAUACGGAAAGACAUAUCUUCUUCGUGUUGUUCAUGCUGGGAUGAAUGAAGAAAUGUUCUUUGGAAUAGCAAAACACAACCUCACUGUUGUUGCCCAAGAUGCCGCAUACAUAAAGCCCAUAACCACCGAUUACGUCAUGAUGACCCCAGGGCAAACAAUGGACAUCUUGUUCACAGCAGACCAAGAUCCCAGCUACUAUUACAUAGCUGCAACACCUUUCGUUGACGCUAAUGUUCCAUUCGAUAGUUCCAACACUUCGGCGAUUAUGCAAUAUGCGGGAAAUUAUACUCCUCCAUCCUCUCCUCCAUAUCCUUCCCUUCCUAAUGCCACUGACAGGGAUGCUGCAGAAAACUUCACAACUCGCAUAAGGGCCUUGGCAAGUAGUGAGCACCCCAUCAAUGUCCCUACAGAAAUCGACACGCAAAUUUUCAUUACAGUUUCUGUAAACGAGAUAUUUUGCCCUAAUGAAUCGUGUGGGGGUCCAAAUGGGAAUAGGCUGUCUGCAAGCUUAAACAACAUCAGUUUCCUGACUCCAACGAUUGACAUCCUGCAAGCGUAUUACAAAAACUUGUCGAACGUGUUCACCAAAGAUUUCCCCAAUAAGCCACUCUACGUUUUUAACUUCACGGGAGAUGUGGGAAACAACACAUUAUAUCCAAGCCAAGGGACAAAUGUUACGACGAUAGAUUAUGGGGCGGCUGUGGAAAUAGUGUUCCAAGGGACUAAUGUUCAGACUCCAGAGAAUCAUCCGAUGCAUCUGCAUGGUUUUAGUUUCUAUUUGGUAGGGACGGGCUAUGGCAAUUUCAAUGAGACCACUUCUCCUGAAACAUAUAAUUUGGAGGAUCCACCGGAAGUUAACACCAUUGGUGUUCCUAAGAAUGGGUGGGCAACAAUUAGAUUCAUUGCCAAUAAUCCUGGGGUUUGGUUUAUGCACUGUCAUUUGGAACGACAUGCUUCUUGGGGUAUGGCCACUGUUAUCAUUGUAAAGAAUGGACCCACAAACGAUACAAGCGUCCUCCCAAUACUCCCAGACAAUUUGCCUAUUUGUUCUUAGUUUUUCAAGAAUAAUGUGUGCUUCAAGAAUGAGACCUGAUUUCUCCAUAUAUGGAAUCAAUUCAUGGAUUGAGUGCAUGGGACAUGAUUUGCAUAUCAUGUGGAGAUUUAAAUUUGCGUGUAAAAUAAUUUGAUUCCA
Messenger RNA from Juglans regia (Persian walnut), 1900 nucleotides. RefSeq names its product putative laccase-9. The transcript has 7 exons. Gene Ontology annotation, molecular function: hydroquinone:oxygen oxidoreductase activity; copper ion binding. The coding region runs from base 56 to 1762 and encodes 568 amino acids. Gene Ontology annotation, cellular component: apoplast. Lineage: Eukaryota; Viridiplantae; Streptophyta; Magnoliopsida; Fagales; Juglandaceae. The record is from RefSeq and is a predicted model, not a curated record. Gene Ontology annotation, biological process: lignin catabolic process.